Molecule: messenger RNA, 2113 nt
Organism: Hypanus sabinus (Atlantic stingray)
Lineage: Eukaryota; Metazoa; Chordata; Chondrichthyes; Myliobatiformes; Dasyatidae
Product: alpha-internexin-like
Exons: 3
Coding region: 27-1481 (484 amino acids)
Biological process (GO): intermediate filament organization
Cellular component (GO): cytoplasm; postsynaptic intermediate filament cytoskeleton; intermediate filament
Molecular function (GO): structural constituent of postsynaptic intermediate filament cytoskeleton
Source: RefSeq, a predicted model, not a curated record
GCGCGCUGCCGAAGAGCUUAGUCACCAUGAACUUGGGCUCCGACCCCUACGUGUCGUCUUAUCGCCGCGUCUUCGGCGAUGGCCCCCGCGCUGGGAGCCGCCUCACCGGCUACUCAGCUCGCAGCGCUGGCACCUUCCGCUCGCAGUCGGUUCCACGCAGUCACUACCGGCCGCUCACCGAGCUGGAGCUGCUGCCGGCCUCCAUGGGGCUGGGCGACGAGUUCCGCCUCAACCGCACCAACGAGAAGGAGCAGCUGCAAGGGCUUAACGACCGCUUCGCCGUCUACAUCGAGAAGGUGCGUGGCCUAGAGCAGCAGAACCGCGCGCUGGAGGCCGAGCUAGUGGCCCUGAGGCAGCGCUCGGCCGAGCCGUCCCGCCUGGCCGAACUGUACGAGCACGAGUUGCGCGAACUGCGCGCCCGGGUUGAAGAGCUGAACUCGGGCCGCUGCCAGGCGCUGCUGGAACGGGACGGGCUGGAGCAGGAGCUGCAGCAGACACGCCUGCGGUUUGACGAUGAGCAGCGGCUGCGGGGUCAGGCGGAGGCGGAGGCGCGGGCGCUGCGGCGGGAUGUGGACGGCGCAACACUGGCGCGGCUGGAGCUGGAGAAGAGAGUGGAGGCUCUGCUGGAGGAGCUGGGCUUCGUGCGUAAGCUGCACGGCGAGGAGGUGGAGGAGCUUCGGGCGUUGCUCCAUGCCGCGCAGCAGCCAACCGAGGUGGAUGCGGUGCCGGUGCGCCCAGAGCUCACGUCCGCGCUGCGAGACAUCCGCGCUGAGUACGAGAGCCUAGCGGCGCGCAACACACAAUCAGCCGAGGACUGGUACAAGACCAAGUUCGCUGACAUGACGGAGGCGGCUGCUAAGAACAGUGAGGCGCUGCGGGCCAAUCGCGAAGAGCUAACCGAGUACCGGCGUCAGCUACAGUCCCGCACAAUCGAGAUGGAGGCUGUACGCGGCACCAACCAGUCCUUGGAGCGGCAGCUGCGGGAGAUGGAGGAACGCCACAACGUUGAGAUCGCCGGCUACCAGGAUACAAUCAACCAGAUGGAGGAUGAGCUGAGGAACACAAAGUCUGAAAUGGCUCGUCACCUCAGGGAGUAUCAAGACCUCCUCAAUGUGAAAAUGGCCCUGGACAUAGAGAUUGCUGCUUACAGGAAGCUGCUGGAGGGAGAGGAGACCAGACUCAGCACCAACUUUGCCAGCAUCUCUCUCCCCAACAAUCCAAGCCUCUUGCCUCCAGUCCAGCCACGUUUCACUUCCAUUUCCAAGACCACCACCAGCACCACUGCCUCUACUGGUGCACCCAAGAAAGCACAGGGGGCACAGAAUAAAGCACCAGAGAAAUCCUCUAAACAAAAAGCUGAGGCUUAUGAGGAAAUCAUCGAAGAGACCAUUGUAUCCACUAAGAAGAUAGAGCGGGAAGAGCAGAAUGCGAGUGGCCCGAAAGUGGAAAAGAGCAAUCCUCCAAAGGUUACAGGGCCUUGAGUUUCUCUUUCCCUCCACCCAGAAUAGAUUCAACAUGCUCAGUUCAUGCCCAAACUCUCGAAAUGUCCACCAAGAGUGGACAUCUUCAGUCUAUUCCCCUCUGUAGGAUCAGAUUUCAAUCCCCAGCCUGGUAAUUAAACCAAUUUAGUCAAUAAACUCUUCCUGACCCAGUACUUCACUGAGAUGUCCAGAAUCAGAUGUCAACCCUGUGUAGUGAUCCUAGAACCCCCAAUAUGCCAGUAUUGUGGUGACUGCAACCCAGUGGAUCCAAGGUGCUGACUGGUGCUUCUGUUGAUCACCAGCAUAGCAGAGUUGCUGCCCAAAGUUGGCCUGUGUAACCCGUUGUCUGUGGUACCUAGAAGUUAGCUACUUGUGCCCCAGUCUCUGCAGGUGCCACCCUGGUCAUCACAACAGAUCUUCUACUUUCCGCUGGGAAUUCUCCACAAAAUAUUGCCUUAAUGAAGCCAGCAGCUUUUGAUGGUGCCAGUGUAAUAGACUGUGAUAAUGAAUGUCUGUGUUCAUGUAGCUGUGAUGUUAAACGGUGGAGGGUCACAAGCCCUUGCUGGUUAUUCACUCAAUAACCACAAAUUACAUUCCACAAUCCAGUUUUAUAUAAAUAAACCCACAAGUGA